UUUUUUUUUUCUUCGCUGUCGGGACACCAUCUCCAUUCUCCGGGAUACACCACUAUACUUGAAAAUUUACACACGAAUCAUCUUCUGUAACCAUUCCUUUUUUUCUUCUUCUUCCAUUUGUUGUCAUUCCUACAUUUCUUGUACAGAGUUAAAUGGCAAAGUUGCUCCACAAGCUACAGAGAAGCAUUUCUCAUGCUGGUGACUCCAUGUCCGUGCGUUCGUUGCACGAACAAGAAGAAGGGGAAGUUGUGACCAUCCCCGACGAGAUUUAUAAUUGGAAAUUGAUCCUAGUCGCUGUGACAGCCGCGGCAGCUGCCGUUAUUAUUGGAUAUGAUGCUGGGUUUAUUGGUGGUACAGUAUCGUUGGCGUCUUUCCAGAAAGAAUUUGGAUUGGACAAAAUGUCGAAAUCUCAUCAAACCUUGGUUAAUGCCAAUGUGGUGUCUGUUUUCCAAGCUGGUGCCUUUUGGGGGUCUCUUUUCAUGUAUCCAGUCGGAGAGCUCGUGGGCCGCAAAGUUGGUCUUUUUAUAUCUGGAUUUUUCCUUACUUUUGGAGCGGCCAUUUCGUUAGUUUCCAACAGUAGCAAUGGAUUAGGUGCUAUUUAUGCAGGUAGAGUGCUUACUGGUAUUGGUAUCGGUGGAUGUUCUGGACUUGCACCAAUCUAUGUGAGUGAAAUUUCACCUGCAUCGAUCCGUGGGAGACUUGUAGGAUGUUGGGAAGUCUCGUGGCAAGUGGGUGGAAUAAUUGGGUAUUGGAUCAACUAUGGGGUCUUAGAAAACAUGCCACCACUGCGUCGUCAAUGGUUAAUCCCCUUUGCAGUUCAAUUAAUCCCGCUGGGCCUCUUUUGGGUAGGUGUGAUGUUCCUUCCAGAAUCACCAAGAUUCCUCAUUUCUAGGGGAAAGGUGGAAAAGGCCCGUAAAAACUUGUCCAUUCUUCGUAAUUUACCGGAAUCUCACCCUUAUAGUAUCUAUGAGAUGAAUAAUAUUGAGCGUGAUUUCAAUGAAAGGAAAAGAAAGCUCGGAACCGGGUUUUUUGCACCCAUGAAGAAAGUUAUAACUUCUCGUAAGCUUUUGUAUAGGAUGUUACUCCUGACAUCUUUAUUCCCCAUGCAAAAUGGAUCGGGAAUCAAUGCAAUCACGUAUUAUUCACCCACUGUGUUCAAAUCCCUUGGUGUGAAUGGAUCCAAUGCAGGUCUUCUUUCAACCGGAAUAUUUGGUCUUCUUAAAGGUUUUGCAUCUGUGGUUUGGAUUUUCUUUAUUGUAGAUAACUUUGGCCGUCGUACAGCACUUAUUUGGGCAUCAAUUCCUUGUUCAUUAACAAUGUGGUACAUUGGAGCAUAUGUGAAAAUUGCCGACCCUUCAGCUGCGCUUGCAAGAGGAGAAACUCGAAUGACUGCCGGUGGUAAGGCUGCACAGGCCAUGCUUUACAUCUGGACCAUUUUUUACGGGGCUCUGUGGAAUGGUACACCCUGGUGUAUCAAUAGUGAAAUUUUCUCACAAGAGAUUCGUACGUUCACUCAGGCUAUAAACGCACUGGCCAAUUGGUUCUGGGCUUUUAUUUGGGGUAGAUUUACUGGGAAUGCAUUCAAUGCAAUCGGAUACGGGCUCUACUUUUUAUUUGCAUCUUGUAUGUUGAUUUUCCCAUUUGUAAUAUAUUUAUUUUAUCCAGAAACCAAGGGAGUUCCCCUUGAGGCCAUUGAUCAUUUAUUCGAGGUUCCAGCAUGGAGAGCAAGAGAACAUGCACUUGAGCAGUUUGAAAAGGAAUAUGGUCAUAGAGUAACCCAAGAAGGCGAAUCCUUAGACGAAAAAAGAAGUGAUAGGUACGAAGAAGAGGAAGAAAAGGAAGAAGAACGAUUGUAGUACUAAUAUGACGUAUAUGGCUAAAAAUAUGAAAUUCCGUUUUCUGA
This is a messenger RNA of [Candida] anglica, 1903 nucleotides long. Lineage: Eukaryota; Fungi; Ascomycota; Pichiomycetes; Serinales; Debaryomycetaceae. The record is from the annotation of a GenBank genome assembly.